This is a messenger RNA of Marchantia polymorpha subsp. ruderalis, 3324 nucleotides long. Lineage: Eukaryota; Viridiplantae; Streptophyta; Marchantiopsida; Marchantiales; Marchantiaceae. The record is from the annotation of a GenBank genome assembly.
AUUGGAAAAGCAAAUCCGGUUCUUCUCGCUUAUUGACAACAAUUGACUGGGAUGAAUUCUGAUCAAUGGACUCGAAUGAAAUGGAAGAUCUAAAGGAACAGGAAAUCUCGAGUGCACAUCCUGCUGGAAGGUCCGGAGAGUCUGAUUGGAAACGGAGGAGUGAUUCAGUUUACUUGCUAAACUCUGCGGAGUUGUCAGGAGAAUCUGCUUUCGACUGUGUGUUCCUCCAUGGUCUUCCUUUCAAACCUACGCGUGAGGCACAUAAAGUAACUUGGAUAUCUCGAACUAAGCCAUCAGAAGUAUGGCUGAAUUGGCUUUACGAAAUUAACCCUAGCAUACGUAUACUAGCAGUCUCCUACGAAGAUAGCAUCAAGAAAGAUAGCAAUAUGGAUUUAUAUCUGGUGGCAGAGAAUCUGUUGGGGGAGCUGACACGGGCAGAUGUUGGUAAAAACAGACCAUUCAUAUUCGUUUGUCACUGUUUUGGAGGAAUAGUUGCAAAAGCAGUUUGUCGAAGAGCUAACGAGAGGAAGGAACUGUAUACCACUUUUCUUCAAAACCUGAAAGGCUUCUGCUACUUCGGAGUGCCUCAUCGUGGAUAUCGCUCAUUGACAGAUAUUGUAGGAAAAACUAACAUAGCGGAAGGAGAGUGGUUUGAGUACGUGAAGGUGUCCAGCAAUAAAUUGUCGAGACUCAAUGAACUUCAUGACCUUCUUCGUAAUGAGUACGAUUGGAAGGUCACAGGCUUGGGUGAAUCUUUACCUACGGAACUGGAAAACGGACGCCGUGAAGUCCUAGUUGAAGAGGCAUCUGCAAGAUACUUCAACUUCAUGAUAGUCCCCGAUGCAGACCACUAUUCAAUCUGCCAGCCAAAUAGUAGAGAUAGCAGCUCGUAUCAGUUCUUAGAAACUUUUAUUGAAACGAUUCUAGCCCAGGUCACGAUGACUGCAGAAAAUAUGCAAGACCUGCCGCAGAUAAAAGUCGGUCUACUCAAGGAAAUUCCAGAAAUCUCUCGGAAAGUUGAAGAAAUCCACCAAGAAUUGGAGAAACAUAAAGCUUUGGGAUUUUGGGGGAUGGUAGGAGUUGGGAAAACCACUCUCUGCAAAUAUUUUUUUAAUGCUCUAUGGAACGCCUUUCCUUACACGCUUUUCGCUGAGGGCGUCAAGCAGAUUCCUGGUGACGAGAGAGAAUUCGAGGAGACGGUGUUGAGUCUCGUGCAUCACAAAGGCAAGAAGAUUACCCCAGCACCUAACUUGGUCCAGUUGAGAGGGAAGAAGUUACUGGUGGCGUUCGAUGAUGUAGAAAAGGACAGGGAAAUCGAACUGCUGAGAAAGCUCAGCCGCACCUUGUUGAGCAGUAGCCGCUUCAUCGUAGCAUCACAGAAUCGACAGAUGUUAAACAAGAUCGAUGGCAUACACAUAGUUAGAGUUGCACCUUUAGAUGGGGAGGAUUCUAAACUGCUGUUCAAGACGCGUGCGUUCCCAGACAACCAACCUUUGCAAGAGUGGCAGACAAAGUGCAUGGAGGAAAUAGUGCAAGCGUGUGGAGGUCUGCCAUCGUCCUUGUAUGAUGUAGCUGAUUAUCUGAAAAAGGUUGAUGACAAAGAGGUGUGGCAACAGAUAACCCCUCAUUUGAUGAAUGGAUACCGCGGAGAUUUUGUUGGACGCGAUAAAGUGUGGAAGCCUCUGACUAUGAGCGAUAAAGUGUGGAAGCCUCUGACUAUGAGCGAUAAAGUGUGGAAGUCUCUGACUAUGAGCUACGACAAACUCGGGCCCGAGGAAAAGCAAAUGUUUUUAGAAGCUGCAACAUUUUUCCAAGAAAGAUUCGUGGAGAAUCACGGGUGGAGACAUGGCCAGAGACAGUGGACGUUAUCCGAAGCGAAGGUUAUUUGGAGUAUGAUAUAUCAAUAUGAAGCUCUACACUGGAAAACACUGGUUGACCGGUCACUAGUUUCUCAAGUACCAGACGAUUCAGUGAUCAGGAUCCAUGAACUGUUAAAGCGCUUCGGCCACUCGUUGACUGAUAACGACGACUUCAAGAUUCGGGUCGACAGUGUCGAGAACCUUUUAAAAAUUUUACAAGAUGUCGAUCGUAAGAUUAAGAACGUGCACACUUUGCAGGUGGUAUGUGAAGAAAUCUCUGGUCAAUAUUCCACGAAAAUUUGCUUGAAAUGCCGCAUUCCUGAAUCUGGAGGGUAUUCAAAUUGUGAACAUCUCUCCCAGCGUCUUCCUUUACACGAAAUUUGCAGUAUGGGGAGACUGCGGUGUCUACAAUUGGUGGACUGCGAGGUAGAAAAAGGCAAAGCUACAUUGCCUAGAUCCGUUGUCGUGUUCAGCAGCCAGAACAGUGGGAAGAAUAUAUCAUUCGCAAAGUCCAGCCUGCUUGUGUACUUGUCAAUGACGGCUUUGAAAAUAGACUGCUUGCCAGAGUCUGUGUGUGGGCUGAGCAACCUUCAAUUCCUACACCUGGAAGCUGGAAACCUCCGGUCUUUGCCUGAUAACUUUGGCAGCCUACAGAAACUGCGGUUGCUGAAGCUUGUAGCCCAGAAACUGAAGAGGCUUCCAGACUCUUUCAGUCGGUUGCAGGAUCUUCAAAAAAUACAUUUGGAGUGCGACCUGUUGAAAUGCCUGCCCGAAAGUAUUGGCCACUUGACACAGUUGCAAGAACUGAACCUCAAAUGCCAAACUCUAGUCAGCUUGCCACCGUCUAUUGGUGAACUGCUCGCCCUUCAAGACCUCAGCCUACGAUGCAACGCACUUGAGAUAUUGCCUGAUCGAUUUGGUGCGUUGGUAGGUCUUCAAAAGCUAGAGUUGCAAUGCGACAAACUCCAGAGUCUACCAGAGUUUUUUGCCAGAAUGUCGCAGUUGCGAGAGUUGAUCCUUGUGUGCCAGAACCUUCGACGGUUGCCUCGAUCCUUCCUUCCGGAACCGGAAGCGCUUCAGUACGUCUGUCUUCAAUGUGACAGUCUCGAAGGUGUACCAGAUUCUUUUGUUGCUAUGCAGGCCCUUCACACACGAGAGGUCAGGUGAAUCUGUUAUGGGUUGAGUGCCACAAUUGAAAGUAAAAUAGACUAGGUGAAAGUAAUAAAAUACCCUGGAAUUUUCAGAUCAAUUGAAACAUUCGAGGUCCAUUGGGGUAACCCUGUACUCAAUGAGUACUACGAGUAUGGCGAGCCAAGAGUGUAAAAUUUCCAUUCACAUGGAAGAUUCGAGCAGAGAGGCAGAUGACCACUCUGAGGAUAUGUUAGUACUUACGGUUAAAGUAAAAGGUUCAAAGACGAGGAUGUAUAUUUCUUAAGAAAAUGACUACUCAUAGAAGUCUGAUCAU